GAGAUAAAAAGUUAUAAGCUUGAGUUGUAAAUGUAGUGGAGUUAUUUAGUGGAAUUAAGUACUUAAUUAAAUUUAUAUCAUUACUGUCCAGAACUGCAGGUAAGAUAAGUUGAAUCAGCUAGAUAAGUUUGAUAAUUGAGUUGAUUGAUUUGAUGAAGAAAGUGCGAGAUAAGCAAGAUGCUUCUGACAAACAGAGAGAGACAGCAGGUCAACAGAAACGAGAUGUUGCAGUUGUGGUUUGUAAGCAUGUGACUGAAUGGGUUUUCUUUCCUUUGCCAGUCUGAAGAGCACAGAUGGCACGCAGCAGCACCUCAGCAGCCUUGUCUCGACACACAAUGGACAACUCAACCCCCAGCCCAUACGAGUACGACUACAACUUCAGCGGUGAUGAUGAUUUGAAUGACACCAGCACCACCGAGGUUCUGUACAUGUCCCACGUCUACCUGCCCAUGCUUUACUUUAUCGUGUUCUUUGCCGGAUUCUCAGGCAACCUCUUUGUGCUUAUUGUCAUUGGCAACCGUCACAAGAGGAGCAGGCGGCUGGUGGACAUCUUUGUGCUGAACCUGGCUCUGGCUGACCUGGUCUUUGUCUUCACCCUGCCUCUGUGGGCCGUUGCAGCCGGGCAGCACCACCGGUGGCCCUUCGGUAGAGUCAUGUGCAAGAUCAGCAGCUACAUCAUAGCUGUCAACAGGUUCUCGAACAUAUUCUUCCUCACCUGCAUGAGUGUAGACCGCUACCUGGCUGUAGUACGCCUCAUGGACUCCCACGUCCUCCGCAGUAGCAGGUGCGUACACCUUACCUGCGGGGUGGUGUGGGGAGUGUCUCUGCUCUUGGGGGUGCCCUCACUCGUCUACCGACACCUGAGUGAAGAAGAUGAUGGCAGUUCCUGCAUCGACGACAUGGACUCGCUCUUCUUCAAAGCCAUGAUCCUGCUGACCGGCUUCCUCACAUUCAUGCUGCCUGUGCUCAUCAUCGUCCUGUGCUACGGAUCCAUCCUGGCCAAACUGCGCAAGCACUCCAUCUCCGCCGGGAACCAACGAGCCGAAGCCAGGCGCCGACACUCGCUCAAGAUCGUCUUCACCAUCAUCACCGCAUUCCUGGUGUCAUGGCUGCCGUACAACGUCUUCAAGACCAUCCAGGUGAUCUCCAGCAUGAGCGACACCAGCCUGGGCGACGCCGUUCAAGAGAACCUGAGCCGAGGGCUCAUCAUCUCCUCCUGUCUGGCCUUCGUCAACAGCUGCAUCAAUCCCGCCAUUUACCUGUCGCUGGAUAAGCAUUUCCGGCGUAGCGCCGCGGCGCUGUGCCUGAACUGCCUGGGUCACGGAGAUGCACAGCACAGCUACGUCUCCUCCAACUCCUUCUCCAACGCCACGUCUGAGAGCCUGGGCAGUGUGCCCAGCCGUGGGCGCCUGUUCUCUCUAACUCAGAAGACCUGAAUUGGACUUUAGGCCUGACCUGUUCAUGCAUUAUUCACUUACAGCUUCAGCGUUUAGCGCUUUUUUAGAGGAAUGCUGUAAAACAUUGACCUCAAACAGAGAUCGGUUUUCAAUGGUACGUAUUGUAAAGUUUUUAUCAGAUUCAUAACAAACCUUUAAAUAUAUUCACGCUUUUAAGCACGUCAGUUUCCGAACAAGUCUGUGAUAUACUGUUAUGAGUCAAGAGACUUUUUUCAUUCAGGUUCUUUAUGAGCAUUACAAGACAUUUACAGAUUUUAAAUGUGGUUUUCUGAGCUCUAUCUCUAAAUUGCAGAAGGGAAACGUGCAAAACCCCCAACGGCGCCCCAAGCCCUUUCCUCUCAGACAGCUUCAGACAAGUCAGUCACAGCUGGGAUUUUUUAAAUGUGCAUUUAAAAUACAAUCUGUGUU
Messenger RNA from Astyanax mexicanus (Mexican tetra), 1865 nucleotides. RefSeq names its product G protein-coupled receptor 25 (gene gpr25). Bases 294 to 1436 code for a protein of 380 amino acids. The transcript has a single exon. Gene Ontology annotation, cellular component: membrane. Gene Ontology annotation, biological process: G protein-coupled receptor signaling pathway; immune response. The record is from RefSeq and is a predicted model, not a curated record. NCBI's taxonomy places the organism in Eukaryota, Metazoa, Chordata, Actinopteri, Characiformes, Acestrorhamphidae. Gene Ontology annotation, molecular function: G protein-coupled receptor activity.